AUGGCAAGCCAUACUGAACAUAGAAACUAUUCGAAGGAUCCAAAAAUAAAAGAAAAAUGGAUAAAUGCAACAGGAAGGGGUCCAAACUGGUUUCCAACAAAAAAUAACACAAAAUGCUCGUGUCACUUUGAACCAAAGUGUUUUCAACCAUUAAAGAAAGUUCGUCGGCUCUUCGAAUGGUCGGUCCCAACAUUGAAGUUGCGUAUGGUGUUGACAAAUUAUGUGGAACCUUCCUUAUCCAAAGUUUGUACUGUUGCUUCAAAACCUCCAAUCGGAAGGGAAUUACAAAACCUCGCUUGUGAGUAA
Parnassius mnemosyne (clouded apollo) is the source of this 306-nucleotide messenger RNA. Lineage: Eukaryota; Metazoa; Arthropoda; Insecta; Lepidoptera; Papilionidae. The record is from the annotation of a GenBank genome assembly.